AUGUUAGACCUAUAGUUUGAAAACUAAGAUACUUAGAUAAGUGUUCCUCCUAAAAUCAGGAAAAAAAGGUAUUUGGAUUAAAAAUUAAGUAGAUUUUUGGCAACACCUUCUCACUAAACAAUAAUAACAUUGAAUUUGAGUGAUAAUUGUGAAUGGUUAAAUGAGGAAAUUGAGCAUCAAAGAAGAAUAAAAAUAAAACCUAUCUUAAUUAUCAGAUUUUUGGAACAGAAAACUGAAGAACCAUUCUGA
Paramecium pentaurelia is the source of this 249-nucleotide messenger RNA. The record is from the annotation of a GenBank genome assembly. NCBI's taxonomy places the organism in Eukaryota, Ciliophora, Oligohymenophorea, Peniculida, Parameciidae.